UUUGGGUACCAUGGUGAUUACUGUAGCUUUGAUGGCAUUGACCAAUCAGAUGAAAGUUGCUGAUAACGAGAACAAAUCAACAAGUGAGGCCCGCAACAGUAAAGAAAUAUGGACGAAUUCCGUGUUCUUCGUGUACAGCGCACUAUUACAACAAGGUUCGUAUCUCACUCCCAACACGAUUUCUGGAAGAACCGUGUUCGUGAUCUGGUGGUUGUUCGCUGUGGUAUACUACGCCUGUUACACCGCCACUCUGACCUCGUCCUUCGCUGUCAAAGAACCACCUUCCCCCAUUAAUUCGAUCUACGACCUUUUAAAUACACCUAGCUAUAGGUUCGGGAUGAGAAAGGGAACGUUCCAUCUCAGAUAUUUUAAGACUUCUACAAAUGUACGAAGCUGGAAUUCUCCGAUAUUUAAAACAGAAAUGGUGGCCUCGGUUAUCAGAUUGCCGGUUGGUUUCGUCUACAUACAUCAGUUUGGAUCUCCACCAGGUAGUGCUGCCUUUCAUCAUUCUUCUGGCGGGUCUAUGGGCGGCUCUCUGGUGUUUGGUUGGGGAAACUCUGUUCGAUAUUUGGAAGAAAAAACGUUAUCAACGUUUACUGAAAAAAGUAUGAGCAGUCUUUGGAAUCUCCACCGAAUGUUUAAGCCUGUAUGUAAAAAUCGGAAAACUGGACGAUCUCCAAAAACAAACUUUUUUAUAAUCUAGUUCCAAUUUGUUUUGUUUUCCAA
Molecule: messenger RNA, 726 nt
Organism: Limulus polyphemus (Atlantic horseshoe crab)
Lineage: Eukaryota; Metazoa; Arthropoda; Merostomata; Xiphosura; Limulidae
Exons: 3
Coding region: 11-703 (230 amino acids)
Cellular component (GO): membrane
Molecular function (GO): ligand-gated monoatomic ion channel activity
Source: RefSeq, a predicted model, not a curated record